AUCUAAAGGUACCUAUUGUUGCUCGCAUGAAUUGAAAUCAGUCUAAAUCGUUAGCUGGAACGAAGUAGAAGUAUUUUAAUAGAAAGAAAUUUUUAAGGAAAAAAUCAUAGAGUAUCAGUUUUUUGUAUAAAACUUUUUCUUUACUUUACAUUACUUUAUUCAAAAAUUUGCCAGUGAAAAAGUUCAGAACAUUUUUAGAAACAUUUGUACGCGUAAAUCAUGAAUUCUUUAAAUUUAUCCAGUCAGGAGAGUAGUGUUCUCGAUGCGUCGCUUAAGGUCACGGAAUCGAAGGCACUGGAAAUCGGUUUUAAGACAUUUCUUAAUCAAUACAAGAAUAUUGUCAGUGAUCAUUUGUCCGAAGCGGAGGUCUUGGAGAAAGCUAAAAAUCAGUGGUCUAUAUUGACGAAGGAGCAACAGCUGAGAUUAUUUCCGUUAAAACGGAAUGAGGGCUUGAGUCCGAGUUCGGUAAUCAGUGGGCAGCUGUUGGAAGGACCCGCACCGACAACAGCAAUGAUGCGUGACAGUGAUACGGCCUUUACCAACUUCAUGGAGACUUUCACAAUUAAACUUUCGCAGAAAGCUGCGAAGAAAUGGGAGGAAAUGUCUCAGCGUGAGCGAGAUGCGUAUGCUGUUAAAGACGAUCUCUGUAGCUCAUACAGUGUCUCAUCGUGCGCCAAGGACUGCGAGCAGGGAGGUGACCCGCUACCAACCCGACUUUUAAGUGAUGUGUUUGGGUCCGUCAGCGCAGACUGUGACAAAAUGAAACGUAGGGCUAAAAAAUCAAAGCAUGCCAAGAAAUGCCGAAAACCAAAACCUAAAUGCAGCAGGCCAAAACCGAAAUGCAGCAGGCCAAAACCGAAAUGCAGCAAGCCAAAACCGAAAUGCAGCCGGCCGAAACCAAAGUGCCGCAAGCCAAAACCAAAAUGCAUGCUGGCUAACUAAAAACUAGCAUCAUUCUCCAACCUCGUCUUGACCUUGUUUCGGCCAUACCUUCAGUAGACAAUUCCGGAUCUCUAAAUAAACAACAUUCUAAAUUAAAUCUGUGUUGCAUGAGGAUUUCAUUUGAAUUUUCGAUAGAUUUGCUUCACUAUGCCGGUUUGGUGCUCAGUCUUUUCUUUAAAUUCACCCGCAAAAUUCCAUUUGUGUGACCAGUGCGGCCAGCCUAAUGGCUAUAAAAAUACACCAGUAGGAAUUCAGAGGGACCAAAAAUAUAUAAAAAUAUCGGACAAUCGAUAUUUGGGCAAACAAAAUAUCGCGAUAUAUUUAUUUAUAUUUUGAUAUAUUUUCAACGAGUUGAAUCAAAACAUGAACGACGACGACCCAGUUGUGGAGGAGAUACCAGUGUUCCUGUCGAAGAACCUGCAGGACAGCCUGUAUCUCUUCCAAUACCCUACGAAAACGGAGCUGCCAAACCACGAUGGAUCCGUGGUGGUAAACUGCUGCGUUAAACCCUUCGCCCAGGAAGUGAAGGUGGACUUCGGCCUGGACAUCGAGUCCACGCACUUUGAUCGGUUUAAGGGAGAGCAAUUCGCGGUGGCCGCCGAUGGCAAGAACACGUACGGAAGCGCGCCGCCAAAGGGUCAGGAGCGACCCACCUAUAAGCGUGGCAUUAUGGACAAGCAGGCCUUUGUCAGCAGCCGAUCCAUCACCGAUGUUGGCAAGUACAUUGUGGGCACCUACACCGAUCGGGAGGUCCACCUGUCGCCGCUUACCUCCAUUGUUCAGCUGCGGCCGGCUCUCAGCCAUUUCGACAAGGAGGACAAACGUAAGAAGGCGGAACAGAAGGCCCAGGCAGAAGACGCAGACGACGAUGAGGUGCUGCAGCAGGUUACGGUGAAGUUUGCCCGCGGGAAUUCAAAAUCAAGCGGAAAGGAGCUGCGCGCCGGCACCUACGAUGGAUUCGUGCAGCGGAUCGCAGACGAGCCGUGGUGCGAGGCUUAUUGGCAUGCGAGGGGAACGCCAACAGCCGAGUUGGAGCGCCAGAAGCUGUUCGCCACCAGUCACCAGAGCAAUCAGUCGCUAUCCCUUGGUCCCUCCGACUAUCUCCGCCGCCUACUACCCUAUGACGAGCAUGUACAGCCGGUGGACACAGCACCCGCUGAUGGAGCAAGCACAGCAGCGCAAGUACUGCCCGUCUACAACAAGGCCAUGUUGCGCACGAUGCCGCUGCUGGAGCAGCUGAGGGUGCUCCUGCGUGAUGCCAGAAUGCUGUCCUUUGCCGAUGUCAUUGAGAUACUCACCGAGCACGUGGAUCCGCAUGUGUCGUCGGAGAAAGUACUGGCCCUGCUUCCCCAUGUGGGCAUCCUGCUGCACGGCAACUGGGUGCCACGCUCCGAGGUGGUCUUUCCGGAACGAAUGCUAUCCCACGCCAACGGUGUGCCCGCCGAGCAGAUGAUUCGCGCCAGGGAUUAUAUACUUUUUCGGUUCUCCCGCACUGCUGGGCUGUUUCGCGCACAGGUGAUGGCCGCCACCCAGCUGCCGCCGGCGGAAACACUGGACGUGCUGCGGACGGUGGCUCGUGUGAAUAAUGCGAAACGGUGGGAGCUGCUACUGCCACCGGACAAGGAGUUCGAGCAGAAGCAUCCGGAGUUGGUGCAACGCCAGGAGUACCAUUGGCUUGCCUCUGAGCAGCACUACAAUGAGAUGGACUGGGCUCGAGAGACGAAGCGCGUGAGGAAGCGGUCGACGCGUAAGAGCGAGUCCCAGUCAACGUCCAUGCAACCGCCGCCACCCGCCCUGAAUCCUCCAGCAGCUACGGAAGCGUAGCAUCCGAUGACCUUCAAAUGGUGGAGACGGCGACGUAGUGGAAGUCUUAUACAUUUAGGCACUAAUAAAACACAGACAAGCAUGUUUAUUAUGUUACCAGCA
This is a messenger RNA of Drosophila serrata, 2868 nucleotides long. It is a transcript of the gene Polr3E, whose product is annotated as RNA polymerase III subunit E. The record is from RefSeq and is a predicted model, not a curated record. Gene Ontology annotation, biological process: tRNA transcription by RNA polymerase III. Gene Ontology annotation, cellular component: nucleus; RNA polymerase III complex. NCBI's taxonomy places the organism in Eukaryota, Metazoa, Arthropoda, Insecta, Diptera, Drosophilidae.